UCUUAAACCCUCCCUCCUCGCUCUCUCUUCGUCCGUGUAUAAAAUGGGUCCUCCUCGUGAGACCCCUCUCAUCGUCUUCAACUCUUUUGCCUCCCUCCAUCUCCACCCCGCUCAUUGCCCGCGUCGCGCCCAGGUGCCUCGCGCGCGGCUCCCGCGGCCGUGAGGACGGUCGGCUCGCCGACCGCCGGAACGUUCGGGCUCCUGCCGUCGAGUGGUUCCAGCAGAAGAUGGCCAACGCAGCUACUAAGCAUGCCUUCAAGAAUAUUUUGGCGAGCCUCCCUAAACCUGGCGGUGGUGAAUAUGGGAAGUUCUACAGCCUUCCUGCACUAAAUGAUCCGAGGAUCGAUAAGCUUCCCUACUCUAUCCGCAUUCUUCUAGAGUCAGCUAUCCGCAAUUGUGAUAACUUGCAAGUUACAAAGAAUGAUGUCGAGAAAAUCAUCGAUUGGGAGAUCACAUCUCCAAAGCUGGCUGAGAUACCAUUCAAGCCAGCAAGAUGUCUUCUAAUGGACAACACUGGAGUCCCAGCGGUUGUAGACCUUGCAGCUAUGCGUGAUGUGAUGGAAAAGUUUAGCAGUGAUCCCUACAAGAUCAAUCCAUUGAUUCCAGUAGAUACUGUUAUUGACCAUGCGGUGCGCGUGGAUGUAGCAAGGUCGCAUGAUGCAUUGGAUAAAAAUAUGGAGCUCGAGUUUGACCGCAACAAAGAAAGGUUUGGUUUCCUUAAAUGGGCAUCUACUGCUUUCCACAAUAUGCAGGUUUUCCCUCCUGGUUCUGGUACUGUACACCAGGUCAAUAUUGAGUAUCUUGCCCGAGUUGUCUUCAACACAGAUGGCAUUAUGUACCCUGACAGCGUGGUUGGCACUGACUCACACACCACUAUGAGUAAUGCUCUGGGUGUUGCUGGUUGGGGAGUCGGCGGUAUUGAAGCAGUUGUUGCAAUGCUUGGGCAGCCAAUGGGCAUGGUUUUACCUGGUGUGGUUGGGUUCAAGCUGACUGGAAAGUUACGGGAUGGUGUCACUGCUACUGACCUUGUUCUUACUAUUACCCAAAUGCUAAGGAAGCAUGGUGCUGUUGGCAAAUUUGUUGAAUUUUAUGGUGUGGGUGUGGGUGAGCUGUCUUUGCCUACCAGGGCCACAAUCGCCAACAUGUCUCCAGAAUAUGGAGCUACCAUGGCCUUCUUCCCUGUAGACCAAGUGGCAUUAGAUUAUCUCAAAUUGACAGGCCGAAGCGAUGAAACUGUGUCAAUGAUUGAAGCAUAUCUCCGAGCUAACAAGAUGUUUGUGGAGUGCCAUGAGCCUCAUACAGAACGAGUUUAUUCUUCAUAUCUUGAGCUGGACCUUAAUGAGGUGGAGCCUUGCGUUUCAGGCCCGAAGAGGCCUCAUGACCGUGUCCCUUUGAAGGAAAUGAAAUCAGAUUGGCAUGCUUGCCUGGACAACGAAGUUGGUUUCAAGGGUUUUGCAGUGCCAAAGGAACACCAGGGUAAAGUUGUGAAAUUUGACUUCCAUGGACAACCUGCUGAAAUCAAGCAUGGCAGUGUUGUUCUUGCAGCAAUAUGUAGUUCCACGAACACAUCAAAUCCUAGCGUUAUUAUUGGUGCUGGCCUUGUGGCAAAGAAAGCCUGCGAAUUGGGCCUUGAGGUGAAGCCAUGGGUAAAGACAAGCCUUACCCCUGGAUCCGUGGUUGCCCGUGAAUACUUGAAACAUAGUGGCCUUCAAGAUUAUUUGAAUCACCAAGGGUUCCAUCUUGCUGCAUUCGGUUGCGCCACUUGCGUCGGCAACUCAGGGGACCUUGAUGAAUCUGUAUCAGCUGCCAUCACAGAAAAUGAUAUUGUCGUUGCUGGUGUGCUGUCGGCCAACCGUAACUUUGAGGGUCGCGUGCACCCUUUGACUCGGGCCAACUACCUCGCCUCGCCGCCUCUGGUUGUUGCCUAUGCUCUUGCUGGCACUGUUGACAUUGAUUUUGAAAAAGAACCCAUUGGAGUCGGAAAGGAUGGAAAGGAAGUUUACUUCAGGGAUAUAUGGCCCACAACCGAAGAAAUCGAACAGGUUGUCAAAUCCAGCGUGCUGCCUCACAUGUUCACGCAAACGUACGAGUCCAUCAUGAAAUGCAACCAGAGGUGGAAUGAGCUCUCGGUUCCGGAGACGGCGCUCUACCCAUGGGACCCGAGCUCCACCUACAUUCGCAACCCCCCCUACUUCGAGGGCAUGGCCAUGUCCCUGCCCGGCGCCCCCACGGUGAAGGACGCCUACUGCCUGCUCAACCUCGGGGACUCCAUCACCACGGACCACAUCUCGUAUUCGGGGAGCAUCCCCGACGGCAGCCCCGCCGCCGAGUAUCUGCGCGCGUGCGGCGUGGAUCGAAAGAAGUUUAGCUCGUACGGCGGCCGGCGUGGCAACAAUGAGGUGGUGGUGAGAGGAGCGUUUGCAAACAUGAGGAUUGUGAACAAGCUCAUGGAUGGAAAGGUUGGACCCAGGACAAUCCAUGUCCCUACCGGGGAGGAGUUCUUUGUCUUCGAUGCAGCCAUGAAAUACAAGUCCGAGGGUCAUGAUACGAUCAUUAUUGCUGGUGCUGAGUAUGGGAGUGGCAGCUCUCGUGACUCUGCUGCCAAGGGACCAAUGCUCCUGGGUGUCAAGGCAGUUGUUGCUAAGAGCUUCGAGCGUAUCCACCGAAGCAACUUGGUGGGGAUGGGAGUCAUUCCUCUCUGCUUCAAAGCUGGCGAGGAUGCUGAUUCUCUCGGACUUACUGGGCACGAGCGCUACACCAUCCACCUCCCUACCAGCAUCAGCGAGAUCCGUCCUGGCCAGGACGUAACUGUAACGACCGACGACAGGAGAUCAUUCACUUGCACUCUUCGCUUGGACACAGAGUUUUGUUGUCGUUCAGGUGGAGCUGGCAUAUUUCAAUCAUGGACGCGUGAUCCGCUACUUGGCAGUACAAGGGCAUGGAUUUUUUUUAUAUCAAUCAAUUUAUGUCUAUUCAUGAUUCUUUGGUUCCAUGAUAUCUUCCGGUCUUCCUGAUGGCACUUUGCUAUGUAAACAAUAUCAUCGUACUUGUGUAUUUCUAAAUGAAUAAUAUAUAUGUUGUCUUGAACAUUUGCUACUGGCACUUCUAAUAGAAAUUCUUGCACUUUUGUACAA
Molecule: messenger RNA, 3134 nt
Organism: Phragmites australis (common reed)
Lineage: Eukaryota; Viridiplantae; Streptophyta; Magnoliopsida; Poales; Poaceae
Product: putative aconitate hydratase, cytoplasmic
Exons: 20
Coding region: 228-3014 (928 amino acids)
Biological process (GO): tricarboxylic acid cycle; citrate metabolic process
Cellular component (GO): cytosol; mitochondrion
Molecular function (GO): aconitate hydratase activity; 4 iron, 4 sulfur cluster binding
Source: RefSeq, a predicted model, not a curated record